Molecule: messenger RNA, 2676 nt
Organism: Aspergillus candidus
Lineage: Eukaryota; Fungi; Ascomycota; Eurotiomycetes; Eurotiales; Aspergillaceae
Exons: 8
Coding region: 1-2676 (891 amino acids)
Biological process (GO): nucleoside metabolic process
Molecular function (GO): catalytic activity; protein binding
Source: RefSeq, a predicted model, not a curated record
AUGUCCUGUCCCGCACUUACCGAAUUUGAUAUUGGCUGGAUAUGCGCUCUGGCUAUUGAGGUUGCGGCAGCCAGUGAGAUGCUUGAUGAAAAAUUUGAGCCACUACAGGAACAAGACGCCGGCGACUCCAAUAUUUACACCCUGGGCCGAAUAGGUAAUCACAAUAUCGCGAUAGCUUGCCUACCUGCGGGUCAAUAUGGAACCACUUCGGCUACAACCGUCGCGAAAGAUAUGCUACGCACAUUCUCAAACUCGUUGCGGGUCGGGCUUAUGGUCGGUGUUGGGGGAGGCAUUCCAUCCCCCGACCAUGAUAUACGUCUUGGCGAUAUUGUGAUCAGCUGCCCAGACGGUACUUCCGGAGGCGUCACUCAGUAUGAUAUGGGGAAAAUCUCCGUUGGUGGUAAACUCCAACGCACUGGUUCUUUGAAUAGUCCCCCAAGAUCAUUGCUGGCAGCGGUCAACGGUAUGAGGGCAGCAGAACUGACUGAUGAUCCUCGCUAUCCGCAAUAUCUUCAGAAUGCGGCUGGUAGAACUGCAAGAACCAAGAAGAAUUUUAGCCGGCCUGAUUCACGACAUGAUCGGUUGUUCAGAAUUGAGCACCCGCAUCCUGAGGCUACCAAGAACUGCGACACAUGCUUAGCCGAAUGGGAGGAACCUAGAGACGAGCGAGAGGAUGAUUUUCCACAACCAUUCUAUGGUAUAAUAGCAUCUGGCAAUGUCGUUAUCAAAGAUGCGUCGACAAGAGAAUCUAUUCGUUCUGAAACGGGGGCACUUUGCUUUGAAAUGGAGGCAGCUGGUCUCAUGCAAGAUUUUCCAUGCAUUGUGAUCCGUGGAAUUUGUGACUAUUCUGAUUCUCACAAGAAUAAGGCGUGGCAAGGGUACGCUGCCUUGGCGGCAGCAUCAUAUGCCAAGGAGCUGGUGGAAACCUUACCCCGGGGCCAAGUUGCGCGUGAGAGAUUAGCCACGGAUAUAUGUAGGUCUGUACAAAAAUUGCAUGAAGAUGUCAAAGGUACAAAUCAACGGCUGGACAAAGCAUACCAUCAACAGAGCCAGUACUAUCUUGAUAAUAAUCAGCGGCAGUGUCACCAAGUCUUUAAAACCUCAAUCUACCAACAGUACAAGGAUAACAACCCCAAUCGAGAACGAGAAACAUGUCAGUGGGUCUUACAGGACCCAAUUUAUCUCCGUUGGAGGGAUAGUUAUCGCAAUGACCUUCUCCUGGUGUCAGCCGACCCCGGCUGUGGCAAAUCUGUCCUGGCGAAAUCCUUGAUCGAUCAUGAUUUGAAGAAACUGACCCCGUCAGCUUCGAUUUGCUACUUCUUCUUCAAAGACAACGAACUGCAGAACAAACUUUCUAUAGGGCUAUGCGCGAUACUUCAUCAGCUUUUUAGUCAACAGCCGAGCCUCUUGCAAUAUGCAAUACCAUCCUGGGAGAAAAACGGCCACAAGCUUCAGGACGAGGUGGGCGAGCUUUGGUCGAUUCUGCUGGCUGCAACCUCACAUCCUACAUCACCGAACACAAUAUGUGUCCUCGACGCGCUCGAUGAGUGUCAUUUGAAUGAUCGAAAGCGACUGAUCCAAGAGCUCAAAGCUUUCUAUACUAGUGGUCAGGGUGGCUCAUCCAACCAGCCCCCUUGCCUCAAAUUUAUAGUCACAAGCCGUCCCUAUGCUGAUAUAAUAAGCGGGUUUCGAGAUAUAACUCGAUUAUGCCGACAUAUCCACUUAAGCGGAGAGGAAAGGAAUGCUCUUAUCCACAAAGAGAUUGACUUGGUAGUCAGAAUCAAGGUGCAAGAACUGGCCGAAAUAACGGGCAUCUCACAGAAGGUGCAGGAGCAGGUUGAGCAACAGCUGCUUAAAAUGGAACAUCGCACGUACCUUUGGUUACAUUUAGCCAUGGACGAUAUCCGAACAAUGUUCCAAGACAGCCUACGACCUGCCGAGCAGGCAAUUUCUCUUGUACCCACUUCCGUGUCCGAUGCUUAUGCAAGGAUUCUCGAGCGAGUCCCAUCCGGUCAAGAGGAUACAGUGCGAAAGAUCUUUCAGAUCAUCGUUGGUGCACGAAGGCCAUUAUCUACACGUGAAAUGGCUAUGGCCUUGGGAGUGGCCACCAAGCCCAAUGCAGUAAUUUCAGCAGAGGCCAUGCUACCUGGAGAAGGUCUAAAAGCCAAACUACGCCGAUUGUUACACCUGAUCCACCAAACAGCCAAGGAAUUUCUUGGCGAAUACAAUGCUCCCAGCAAAACCCAAAAUCUUUUGGCCAGCGUUUGCAUGCACGAAGAAUCCGAUCUCCUCAGCUUUUUGAGAUAUUCAGCAGUGAAUUGGGCUGACCACGACCUGGUAUAUUUGUUAUACGGCGUAUUCACCGUGCCAUUCGACCUUUGGUUUUCCAUAUUUGAGCUUGAAUCAAGUUGGUCUUCUAUGGAAUGGAAAGAUUGCUUCCCUUGGUCUAUGCACUACAAAGUCCAUGCAAUGCACCUAGCAGCAUUCAAUGGCCAUCAUGAAAUAGGAGCCAAUGUGAAUGCCCCAGAUGGGCGAUGGGGCAAUGCCCUACACAUUGCGUUCAGAAGUGGAUAUGACAAGAUUGUUCAAUUGCUUUUGGAGAAUGGGGCCAUUGUUGAUGCACAAAAUGGACAAUAUGGCGAUGAUCUGCAGAAUAGAAACUUGGUCGGGUGGUAG